UUGCGGGAAACUCGCGUCCUAUCAACCCCUCAUUCAAGUUUCAUACGCUUCGUUACCUGCAACAGGCAGAGGGGAGGGGUGAGGCAGGCCAUGGAGGGAUGCAAUCAGAAAAAGAGGGUUGUGAUUGUUGGUGGGGGUAUUGCAGGAGGUCUCCUCGCAAAAUCUCUUCAAUCCCUUGCAGAUGUUGUUCUCAUUGAUCCGAAGGAGUACUUUGAGAUCCCAUGGGCAAAGCUGAGAUCAAUGGUGGAGCCUUCGUUUGCGGAGCGAUCGGUGUUCAAUCAUGUAAACUACUUCAAGUCUGGGAGGAUUGUUACAUCUUCUGCAGUCAACAUCACUGAGACUGAGGUCCUGACCGCAGGGGGCCAUCGCAUCACAUAUGACUAUCUCGUCAUAGCCACCGGUCAUGCCGAUUCCUUUCCCAUGACAAGAGCUGACAGGCUCAAACAGUUUGAGGAAGAUAAUAAAAAAAUAAAAUCAGCCAAAUCAAUUUUGAUCAUUGGAGGUGGGCCAACCGGUGUUGAACUUGCUGGAGAGAUUGCCGUUGAUUUCCCAGAAAAAAAGGUGACACUGGUUCAUAGAGGACAAAGGUUGCUGGAUUUCAUUGAACCAAAAGCUUCCGUGAAGGCACUAUAUUGGUUGAUGUCAAAGAAAGUGGAGGUGCUUUUGGAUCAGUCAGUUAAUUUAGAUUCUAUAUCAAAUGGGGGGAGUGCUUAUGAGACAUCAACAGGAGAAACCAUUGCAGCCGAUUGCCAUUUUGUGUGUGCGGGAAGUGCCAUGCUAGCUUCGUCAUGGCUGAAGGACACUGUGUUGAAGGAAUCCUUGGACCUGAGAGGAAGAUUGAUGGUUGAUGAGUACCUGAGGGUCACAGGUCAUGAUAAUGUUUUCGCCAUUGGAGAUAUUACUAACAUUCCGGAAAUCAAGCAAGGAUUCUGUGCUCAGAGACAUGCAAUGGUGGUUACCAAGAACAUAAAGCUAUUGAUCGAGGAAGGUGACAAGAACAGGAUGGCAACUUACAAGGCUAGUUCACCAAUUGCAAUGGUUUCUCUGGGAAGGAAGGAAGCGGUGGCACAGUUCCCCCUUGUGACUGUUAGCGGUUGCAUACCAGGAAUGAUCAAAUCCAGGGACUUGUUUGUGGGGAAGACAAGGAAGCAAAUGGGGCUUGACCCUCAUGGCGCCUCCUAAAGGAACAGAUUUGGAUUCAUGGGUUUGUUAAAGCAGGUCAGAUUUUCAAGAAAUCGAUCUGGAACAUGAGAAUCUCCCUCACUCCCUCCUCCACACCCCAAAUAAAUUCAUGAGGUCUUUUAACAUGUGCUGCAGCAGUGGUGCAUAUGGAGGGCCUCUUUGUUAGCAAAUCUUGCUAUGUUUCUUCCCAAUAAGAGGGAUUAUCAGAUCCAUGAUGGGAUGCUUUGCAUAGUGUGGGGAGUUCUUCAAUUAUGAGUGCCCAUGAUUCAAUAAUCUAUUUUUCUAUUGCAUCCCACCAUUGAUGGCCAUACCCUAACACUCCUUUAUGGGGAAAUCAUAACAGUUUGUUUUGUUGCAUUCAAUUAAAAAGUCUCCCAAUCAUUAGUUGCGACAAUCUUCCCACCAGGGAUACUUUUGGGGGAAUGGUCUAUUCAUGGUAGAAUGCGACAAAUCAAUGAUGUGGAAUAUCUAACUCUAGGCCCCACUAUUUAGAAAUGCAAACUCACCUAUACUAUGCAAAACCUUGCAUCAUGUAUCCUAUAAUUCCUAUUUCAAUCUCCCUCUCCCUCUCCCUCCAUGUGCAUGUUGUGGAAGUAUAUGUAUAUGUAUAUGUGUGCGUGUGUUUAUUGUAUACCAGCAGAGUACUGUAACUUUUCCCUUCAAGUAAUAUAUGUAUAGGUGUUUGUGUUGGUCUUUAGACUUAACAUAACACAACCGUUUCCUCCUC
This is a messenger RNA of Magnolia sinica, 1909 nucleotides long. RefSeq lists its product as uncharacterized. Lineage: Eukaryota; Viridiplantae; Streptophyta; Magnoliopsida; Magnoliales; Magnoliaceae. The transcript is spliced from 5 exons. The record is from RefSeq and is a predicted model, not a curated record. Gene Ontology annotation, molecular function: flavin adenine dinucleotide binding; electron-transferring-flavoprotein dehydrogenase activity. Bases 91 to 1182 code for a protein of 363 amino acids. Gene Ontology annotation, cellular component: cytoplasm.